AUGGUCUACAAGCGUUGCUCUUAUCUCAACAGGAAUGCACAUGUGUCCUCUUCCUCUUCUGCCUUGCCUCCCAACUCCUUCCCCACGCACCCUCAAUUCUCUUCCUCUUCUCUCUGCAGAGUUCCAAGGAUGAGAAACUUGAAAGUCCGAACGUACUUGCUGCUUGUCGGGCUGAGCGUCUUGAUGUUCCAUCUCCUGAUCGUCUUUAAUGACAAAAACAUUUGCCUCCAACCAAGUACGGAGGAGGAGCACAAUGGCAUUAUGGAGCCCGCCAACGAGAACAAAACUUUCGUCAGGCCAAUGCAAGUUUGCGAACAAAAUGUGACUGUAGCCAAUACCUCUGGCUUUGCGGCUCUUCCUGGUAGCAUUAAAGACUUCCUGUACUACCGCCACUGUCGCGAUUUCCCCAUGCUACUGGAUGUCCCUCAUAAAUGCGGUGGAGUUGAUGUUUUCCUACUAUUGGUCAUUAAAAGCUCUCCUAGGAACUAUGAGCGCAGAGAAGUGCUUCGCAAAACCUGGGCCAAGGAGAGAAUGCACAGUGGGGUUUGGAUCAGAAGGGUCUUCCUCUCAGGUACGACCAGUCAUGGCUUUGAAAAGAUAAGGCUGAAUAAACUCCUCCAAGCAGAGCAGCGUGAGUACAAAGACAUCCUCCAGUGGGAUUUUGCCGACACCUUCUACAACCUCACUUUGAAGCAAGUGCUUUUCCUGGAAUGGAUGGAAACAAACUGUCCAAACGCUCGCUUCUUGUUAAAUGGUGAUGAUGAUGUUUUUGCCAAUACAGACAAUAUGAUGGAAUUCCUUCGGAGUCUCAAUGACAAUGACGGACGCAAACACCUUUUUACGGGUCAUCUGAUCCAGUACGUAGGGCCCAUUAGGUCACCUGAAAGCAAGUAUUACAUACCCGUUCAGGUGCAGGAGUCAAACUCGUAUCCACCCUACUGUGGGGGCGGGGGCAUUCUCCUGUCAGGCUACACAGCUUUAGUCAUGAAAAAUAUGUCCAGUUCCAUUACCAUCCUUCCCAUUGAUGAUGUUUACAUGGGAAUGUGUCUGGCUAAAGCAGGGCUUGCACCUAGCUCCCACAUGGGAGUGAAGACAGCAGGACUUUACAUCCCGCUCAGCAAUAUAGAUGUAUUCGACCCCUGCUUCUAUAAAGAUAUGCUACUGGUCCACAGAUUCCUACCGGCUGAGAUGUACAUAUUGUGGCAUAGAAUACAAGACCGAGCCCCACAAUGUUGA
Nerophis lumbriciformis (worm pipefish) is the source of this 1236-nucleotide messenger RNA. NCBI's taxonomy places the organism in Eukaryota, Metazoa, Chordata, Actinopteri, Syngnathiformes, Syngnathidae. The record is from RefSeq and is a predicted model, not a curated record.